AGGUUUUCACCUUACCAAGUUUGUCAGCAACGAAAGGGCAGUCAUGGCAUCAGUUCCAGAAGAAGAUAGAGCCACGGAUCAUGAAACAUUGCGAGUAACACAAUCGACGUAUGCAGAAGAGCGUGCUCUGGGAAUUUUAUGGAAUACGGAAACGGACACGCUCAGCUUUAAGAUAAAAACAAAAGAAAGACCGACAACACGACGAGGCAUGCUCUCAACAGUGAGUUCCAUUUAUGAUCCUCUGGGAUUUGUUGCUCCGAUUUUAUUGAAGCCAAAGGCGUUGUUACAGCAGCUUUGUCGUUUGAAUUUAGCAUGGGACGACUUACCCUCAGAUGACCUGCAGAGGAGCUGGUGUUGUUGGCUUUCUACAUUACAUAGUUUGCAAGAAUUUAGUGUUCGGAGGUGUUAUAAACCCGAAGGUUUCGGCCCCAUCGUGACGAGUCAAGUUCAUCAUUUUUCCGACGCUAGUGAGACCGGUUACGGCGCGGUAUCCUACUUAAGACUUCAAAACCAACAAGGGAAGAUUCACUGUUCAUUUAUCAUCGGAAAAGCUCGAGUUGCUCCAGUCAAAGCAGUUACCAUACCGCGCCUGGAAUUAGCUGCAGCCACCGUUGCCGCUCGUUUGAGCGCUGUAGUUAAGCGUGAGUUGGAAAUUCCUGUAGACAGCGUGACAUUUUGGACAGAUAGUACUACUGUGCUUCGAUAUAUCAACAACACAAGUAGCAGAUUCAAGGCGUAUGUAGCGAACAGAAUAGGAACGAUCCUCGAUCUUUCUUCUCCUGGACAGUGGCAUUACGUAGGGACACAUUGCAAUCCGGCCGACGAAGCAUCGAGAGGGUGUUCCGUGUCUGCCUUUUUUAAGUCAAGAUGGAUACAAGGUCCGCAAUUUUUGUGGGAAACAGAAGAUAAGUGGCCAAAACAGCCAAUAGCAUCGCUGGAAGUCGAACUUGGUGACCCUGAAGUUAAGAAAAGCGCAAAAGUUGGAGUAAUAGCGACCGAAUCGAGCCCCACUGAUCGUUUGCUAGGGAAAUACUCCGACUGGCACCGGUUAAAACGCGCAGUGUCGUACAUGUUAAGAUUCAAAAACUUACUUAAGAACGCAGUUGCCGCUCGCCAGACAGAAAACUUCCAAAGAGAAGACGCGACAAAGUCAUUACAGGUUGAAGAUCUAGAAAACGCGGAAAUGGCGAUAAUAACGUAUGUACAAAGUCAGGCAUUUUCCAAAGAACUCCAUUUUAUGAAAGAAUAUCGCUCCAGUUUAAAGAAGUAUCAGCUUCCUCGCUCUAGCCCAUUGUAUCGUCUUAACCCGAUUUUAAUGAACGGGCUUCUUGUCAUCGGAGGACGCUUGCACCAGGCUGACCAGCCGUUCGAGUCACGGCAUCCAGCUAUUAUUCCGGCCAAAUCUCACGUAACUGACAUCAUUAUUGACCACGUUCACAAAAAGGAAGGACAUCAGGGGCGCCAGCACGUACUGUCCUGCAUCCGAGAGAAGUUCUGGAUACUUCAUGCGAACGCCAACGUACGCCGAGUUCUUAAAGACUGCACAAAGUGCCGUCGGCUACAAGGCAGACCAUUGAUGCAGCAAAUGGCCGAUCUGCCGCCUGAUCGGGUUAGGCCCGAUUUACCUUUCUCGUCGGUCGGCGUGGACUGUUUUGGCCCUUUUUAUGUCAAACGGGGGCGAGGCAACGCAAAACGAUACGGAGUCCUCUUUACUUGCCUCAGUAUACGAGCUGUUCAUAUAGAGAUUGCGCAGUCUCUCACGUCUGAUUCAUUCAUUAACGCAUUGAGAAGAUUUAUUUCUAGGAGAGGAAACGUGAAAGAAAUUCGCUCAGACAACGGAACAAAUUUUGUAGGAGCACAAAGAGAGUUACAAGAAGAGAUCACCAACUGGAACCAACAGCAGAUUGAAACCUUUUUACUGCAGCGGAACAUAAAAUGGACUUUCAAUGCCCUUAGUGCCUCCCACCAGGGGGGCGUCUGGGAACGACAAAUCCGCACAGUCAGAAAAAUACUGAAUUCUACGACAUCUAGUCAAACGCUUGACGACGAGAGUCUAGCAACUCUCCUUUGUGAAGUGGAAUACACCAUCAACAGCCGACCAUUGACCACCGUGUCUAGCGACCACAGAGACUUGAACCCGAUCACACCAAACCAGCUCCUGCUGCUGCGCUCCGAACCGGUGAUGCCUCCAGGUCAUUUUAGCUCAACCGAAAAUUACAGCAGACGAAGAUGGAAACAAGUUCAACACCUCGCGUCAGAGUUUUGGAAGAGAUGGAGAAAAGAGUAUUUGCAAACACUUCAGCAGCGACGAAAAUGGAACGAUCGAAAACCGAAUCUCCAGAGCGGAGAUGUUGUCGUGAUUGUCGAGAACGACACUCCGGAAACUUGUGGAAGCUGGGUCGCGUCACCAAAACCUUCCCUGACCUGAACGGACUAGUUAGAACUGUCGAACUGAAAACGCAAACGAUGACAACGCGACGACCGGUAAACAAACUUGUUUUAUUGGUACCAACCGAAGAAGCGAUGGUCUCAUACUGACUCGCGCGCGUGACUGGGGAGGGUGUAAGUGCACCGCGACUCGGUGGUGUCGAAAGAGUCAGCGCUCGAGAAUAACCUCAACAAUAAGAAGAAUAAAAUUUGAAUACUACAAGGAUUUUAAGUGAAGUUAAUGAAGAAGUAGAUAUUUAGUUUAAGUUGCCUUUUUGUUUUAUUUAAAUUGUGUUACUUUAGCCCUGAAACCGUCAAAAUUACUUUUAAACGAAGACGAAAGCCAGCAGACGGAAACAAGAAGACGAAGACACGAAGACGAAGACAGAAAUAAAGAAGAAGAAAUCGCGACUCGAAAUACAAAAAGAACGAAUAGAAUACGACGACGACCAUCGGCGAUAAAUAGUUGCCAUUUCUCUUUAAGUUGGGCUUCAAGAUCGGAUAUUCUCAUUUCAAUUUUAUUGUUUGGUAAAUGUCUCAGCGUAAUAUACGUCCAAGUCUCUUUCGUAAAA
Amphibalanus amphitrite is the source of this 2999-nucleotide messenger RNA. RefSeq lists its product as uncharacterized. The record is from RefSeq and is a predicted model, not a curated record. The transcript is spliced from 2 exons. Bases 44 to 2428 code for a protein of 794 amino acids. Gene Ontology annotation, molecular function: nucleic acid binding. Lineage: Eukaryota; Metazoa; Arthropoda; Thecostraca; Balanomorpha; Balanidae. Gene Ontology annotation, biological process: DNA integration.